This is a messenger RNA of Zingiber officinale, 2920 nucleotides long. Its product is annotated as kanadaptin-like. NCBI's taxonomy places the organism in Eukaryota, Viridiplantae, Streptophyta, Magnoliopsida, Zingiberales, Zingiberaceae. The transcript has 12 exons. The coding region runs from base 111 to 2312 and encodes 733 amino acids. The record is from RefSeq and is a predicted model, not a curated record. Gene Ontology annotation, molecular function: protein binding; mRNA binding.
UCAGGUACGCUCGGUUCUUUCUCCAACCCUGGUCCUCGCUUCCUCUCCGGCGUCGCCGCUUCGUUUUGUUCGCUCGCUUGGUCCCUUUCGUCUCGAAUUUCUCCGGAGUCAUGAAGGUUCCCAUGGGUCCUCCCCCUCCUCGAAACCCAAACCCUACCCUCGAGAACUCUAAUGGCGAGCCUCCUCUUGCCCAGCACUCGCAGUUCAGUGCGAAUCAGGAGGGAGCUUGCGCAGCGGAGUCCGCCGUUCCGGAAUCUGAAGCAAACCCCAUCUCUUCUUCGGAGACCACUGGUACCGGGCCUGAAGUGAAGAUUGUUGAGAAACCGAGCCCUAGUGUUUCUUCCUCUUGCUCCUUCGGAUCUCAAAGCGACAAACUACCCGUUCCUUACUCGAUCCCGACGUGGAGCGAACCUCCUGGGCACCCUUUCCUCCUUGAGGUCCUUAAGGAUGGUAUCAUCAUCGAGCAACUGGACGUGUCUCAAAAAGGGGCAUAUAUGUUUGGACGUGUUGAUCUAUGUGAUUUUGUGCUGGAACAUCCAACAAUUUCCCGGUUCCACGCAGUUUUGCAGUUUAAGAAGGAUGAAGUUUUGCUCUACGAUCUUGGUAGUACACAUGGGACAUUUGUCAACAAAGUCCAGAUAAAGAAAAAAGUCUACACAGGAGUGCAUGUUGGCGAUGUUCUCCGAUUUGGUUUGUCGUCACGGUUGUAUAUUUUCCAAGGACCAACUGAGUUGAUGCCACCAGAGGGUGAUUUGGAGAAACUACGGAAUGCCAAAAUACGAGAAGAGAUGCUUGAUUGUGAAGCUUCACUAGUACGGGCAAGAGUUGAUGCAUCUCUUGCCAGUGGUAUCUCAUGGGGUUUGCAGGAGGAUGCUAUUGAAGAGGAUAUAGAGGAUGGUGCAGAUGAAAUAACAUGGCAAACUUACAAUGGACAGCUUACUGAGAGACAGGAAAAAACACGCAGCAAAAUUAUUAAAAGGAUGGAGAAGGUUGCUAACAUGAAAAAAGAAAUUGAUGCCAUACGAGCAAAAGACAUUGCACAAGGUGGCUUAACUCAAGGUCAGCAAACACAGAUAGGUCGGAAUGAACAAAGAAUAUCUCAGAUCAUGGAGGAACUGGAGAACUUAGAGGAGACACUGAAUGAAAGUAUCCAAGAAAGUGUAGGAGCUCGAUCCAGAAAGGUAGCACAUGGUACAAAGGAUAAGAACAUUGAAGAUGAAGAUGAAGUGUUGAGUGAUGACGAUGACUUCUAUGAUCGGACAAAGAAGCCUUCUGUUCGAAAACCUGGUGGACAGCAGUCAGUUGAAACAGUAACAGCUGAUUCUCUUCUUGAGAGAAGAGUAACAAUUAUCAAACAAAUUGAGGAAAUGAAGUCCCUGCUUUUAAAAGAAGAAAAAGAAAAGGAGGCUACUACCUCUGAACAAAGCACUGAACGUGAAGAUGACCUUGACCUUUAUAUGUCUGGACUAUCAUCACAGCUUGUGCACGACAGAAUCCAAAAAAUUCAAAAUGAACUAUCAGACCUUCAAGCUGAGCUGGACAAAACAACAUAUCUGCUGAAGAUUGCUGAUCCAAUGGGAGAAGCUUCUCGUAAAAGGGUUCUCAUAGCAGAAGCACCAAAACCCAAAACCACUCCUAGUGUUCCUAAGCCACCAAAACCUGAGCAAAAGCAAGGCAGUCUACCUUCACUUCCUGUGGGUUCUGUCACUGAAGACUCUUCCAUUACAAAACAAAAGGAACAUACAGAAGCCACUGAGAUCACUGAGGACACAAAUUCCAGCAAACCUGUGUAUACUGCCUUAAAACCACAGUGGCUUGGUGCCACCAGGGAACUGCCAGAAGAGAAUAUGGUUCUGGAAACUCAGUUAGAUGAGAAUGAGUUGGAUAAUUUUGUAGACUACGGAGAUAGGAACAAAGCUCUAAAGCCUGUGAACAGUGGGUCAGAUAUUAAAGGGGCAGCUUCUGGUCUAAUUAUACGGAAAGGCAAGUCUGUCCAUGAGACCAAAGCAGUUGGUGGUAUAAAUUCUGAAGCGGAAGUGUCAGUUUCAUCUGAUGCUGAAGCCUCUGCUGUAGAUGCUAUAGCUCUGCUACUUAAGCACAAGCGUGGUUUGUCUGCUUUAGAGGAAGAAGAACGUGAAAGCAAAAAAUCCAAAAGCAGGGAUAGAGGAAAAGAUAGUUCAAAGCAGAAGCGCGUUCUUGGUCCCUCAAGACCUGAUUUUCUUGGAGGCAAACCAGAAUAUGAAGCAUGGGUACCACCUGAGGGACAAACGGGGGAUGGACGCACCUCACUUAAUGAUCGUCUGGGCUAUUAGUUUAUGGUGUUGUUGCAAAAAGUAAUGCUUGAUGAUCUUCGUUAACCUUGUUCUGUUCUUCCCAAGUCUAAUGAGAUUGAAAUCAUGCGGGAAUGAGUUGUGUGAUAACUUCCUCCUGAAUGCUAUUUGGGGCUAACUUCCAUGGUAUUCCUCUUAUAGUACUGGCAAUCAUGACCGGUUACGUGCGAACGUCUAUUUCUCCUAUCACCUCCAAUGUUGUUACUGGGCGCUGUAUGCAAUUGAAGUCAAUGCAAGUACCACAUGAAAUGCCAUAUUUUACUGCUGAGACAUCUGCAUGAGUUGCAGCUACAAUGAAGACCAAGUUAAAAAAUAUUACAAAAAGCAGAGCCUUCAACAAUGCUUUCUUUUUAUGCGAUUUACUGUGUUUUGAUAUGCAAAUUCUUCAGUUGCUUUGAGCUAGGACACUUGAUUUUACAACGUUUUCUUAAGGCUGAAGUUAGCGAUGCUAAUUAGCUGUGUAUAUAUGCCAGUUCUCAGGUCAUACACUGCCUUACAGCAUUACGAAGUUCCAGUUACUCUGGCCGUUUUUGGCUGAACACUUGUAAUAUCAUUAUCCAGUGGUUAAAUCCAAUCUAAAGUUGGAGUCA